This is a messenger RNA of Mesorhabditis spiculigera, 3252 nucleotides long. NCBI's taxonomy places the organism in Eukaryota, Metazoa, Nematoda, Chromadorea, Rhabditida, Rhabditidae. The record is from the annotation of a GenBank genome assembly.
AUGGCGGAAGGAGCCUGUAAUACGACGCUGCACGCCCUCGGCAGCGGUCCGAACAAUGCCACCCAGCUCGUCGAGUUCUCGCCAAUUUCUCUGGUCGCCCAGGUGGCCACGUCGUCGGCCUCGAAUCCGCUGGUGAUCGUCGUGGCUGAUGGGGGAGACCAGCGCGAGGUCGAGCGGUUCAGCUUCAUCCCGGCCGAGGACGUCCUAACGACAUCAAACUCUCGCAUAUCAUUCCAAGCCUGGUGCCAUCUACAAGCCUUCUCCGCGGCGGGGCGAAGCUCUUUAGCCGCCUGCAGUCAUGAUGCCAUUUCCGGAAUUUUCCUAAUCCGGGAUCAAUUCUACACUCUACGACAGCACGACGGUCGAAUUUUCAUUGUUCCGCGUGAUGGGGCCACUUGCGAUUUCCACACGCGUCCAAAACGAGCGGUGAAAGUGAAGAACGGACUGCCCGACUACUACAAGAAAUACCUGGACCGGAAUCAACGUUACGUCGAGUUGGCGCUGUUUGCUGAUAAAUCUAUGCACGAUUUCUACAAGGAGAAGACGUCAGACCGUCUGAAAACCAUCGCACUUCAUGUGAACUCGCUGUAUUCCCCGCUCCGCAUUGACGUCCGACUGAUCUACCAGGAAAUCUGGACGGACGCCGACAAAGUUGAUGUGCUCGAGAAUGGCGACAAAACGCUGGAGAAGUUUGUGAUCUAUCGAAAAUCGGUGUUGGCCGAGAAGCCGAACGAUAAUGCGCACUUGUUGACGAGAAUCCAUUUCGAGGAUGGGGUCGUCGGAAAGGCCUACAAGGGAACGAUGUGCUCCUUGGAUUAUUCUGGAGGUGUCGAUGUGGACCACCAAGAAGACGCUGCGCUUGUCGCGGCGACCGUGGCCCACGAGAUGGGACACAACUUUGGGAUGGGCCACGACCCGAUUGAUGACGAGAACAUGUGCGAGUGCAAGAAUGACCACUGUCUGAUGCAUCCGACUGCUGGGUACUCCUACCCAGCCUACUGGUCCGAGUGCUCGCUUCGCCAGCUAUUCAACUCUCUAGAGCGAGGUGUCGAUUUCUGCCUGCACAAUCAACCCGGAGUCACGGUUUCGGACCCAAACCGCUGCGGAAAUGGCGUUGUCGACCCGGGCGAAGAAUGCGAUUGCGGGGCCGAGAUUUGCCCCUCGGAUUGUUGCAUCGGAAAAACGUGCCAAUUACGACCGGCAGCGGAAUGUGCGGCUGGAGGGUGCUGUGAUUUGGCUACUUGCAAGAGGAAACCCCGCUCAACCGUUUGCCGUCACAAAAUCGACAUUUGCGAUCUGCCCGAGUACUGCAACGGCGAAACCGACGAGUGCCCGGCCAAUUUCUUCAUCCAGGACGGCCAUACCUGCCCGGGGUAUCCGGAAGCCUUCUGCUACAACGGACAGUGCGGCUCGAGGAAUCUACAGUGUGAAACAAUCUGGGGCCCGGAGAGCAAAGAUGCCGACGCGCACUGCUACGACAACAACAUCUCGGGCAGCUAUCAGGGCAAUUGCGGCACGAUCAGCUACGGCAACUACAGCAAAUGCCCGCAGGAGGACGUCCAAUGUGGGCGACUACAAUGCAAUGCCGACCUGAACCAGAAGCCGAUCCUGAGCGAUGCCAUCUCCUUCUCGCACAGCUACACGAAAAUCUACGACACGUUGAGCAAGAAGACGAUUUCGUGCAAGAUGGUCGACUCGACGCUCCGUGACCAGGAUAAAGAGCUGGGGAUCGUCAAGGACGGCGCGGUUUGUGGCAAGGAAAAGGUGUGCCUCUCGAAAAAGUGCACAAAGUUGACGGCGAUUCGGUCGACGGUGACGGACUGCUUGGACCACUGCUAUGACCGUGGCGUGUGCAACAACGUUGGCAAUUGCCAUUGCGAUCCCGGAUACGGAGGCGUCUCCUGUGGCAUCCCCGGCUACGGUGGCUCUGUGAAUUCCAAUCCCGCAGAUUAUCGAGCAAUGUCGAGUCUCGUCAUCGCCGGCAUCAUCCUCGGCUUCGUCUUCCUGGGCUAUAUCCUUGCCACGAUUUGGUUCUACAAGAAAAAGAAGAUCUGGCUGCCCGGGGAAUGCUGGAAAUGGACUCGGGAUACGUUCAACCUGCGCGGCGUUUUGGUGCCGGUCAGAAAGGCGCCACCUCCGCCCGGUGGUGGUGGCCAUCAGCGGAUGAAGCGCUUCUCCUUGAACAUGGGCUGGGGUGACCAUCACACGGUCACCUACCGAACCGCCGAAAACUCUGUGCCCAUCGUCCACAAUCCAUCGCCACCUAUCACGCUCCCCAUCAAGAAUCCAGUACCCGACUACCAAGGCGCUGGUAGCAGCUUCCCGGCUACGGCCGUCUUCCAACCGAACGCCCCUACGAUCACCGUGUCCCGCUCGAAUUCGCUGAAUCGGCCCACGCAACCACCACCAGGGGUUCCAUCUAGACCGAGGGAUUCCGCGCUACAAGCACUCUACGAGGAGCACGGAGCCGAGAUGGGGAUACGGACGGAACCGAUAGAGCAUCACUACGUCGUGCCACCCGAUUCCCCGGCCGAAAAACCACCACCUCCUAUCCCAAAAGCCUCGCCAGUCGCCGCGACGUCGAAGAUUCAGCGUUCCGAGUCGAUGAACAGACCGCCGACGAUUCCGCCACCGCCGCCACCUGUCGCUGAUAAGCCCAAAUUCGACAAGCCCUCCAAGCCGACGAUUAGCGCCCCGAAGCCAAAGCUUCCCAAGCCGGCCAACGACAGCGAAACCGACACCAGCGAGUCGCAACCCAUCUCCGAAGCUCUGAUCGUGAUGGUCCAAACGCCGAACGGCUUCGUCCCGAUGAUCAUUCGCCCCGAUUCGCAGAACCCGGGCCUGCAAGAUCAGAAGAAUCAACAAGGAGACAACGCCCAGGGUUCUACGGAAGACGAUGAUGUCUUGGCUGCCACGACGGAAGUGCCAAAGAAGGCUCCUAAGGAUGUGGAAAUCCCGAAGACGAGCAAGAAUACCGACAACAAGCAAAAGAAUGACAACCUCGACAUCUCAGUCGAGAUUUUACCCAGUCGAAUCCCGGCGCCGAGCUUUGGAAAUGAUGAGAAGGAAAUCCAGCUUGACGCCGUGACUGAAGCCCCCGAGGUGGAGCUUGACACACAAGACCCGGAUAUGCAGCCGAAGCGGAUUCCCGGACCCCAUCGCCAUCACCAUCACCGAUUCCCGGCGCAUCGCUUCGAGGACUUUGACCGAAAUGACGACUUCCAGCCAAGAAGGCAUAAGGUCGAUGAUGCU